UGUGAGUCGGCUGUGUGCAGCGAGCUCGGCCGGCGGUUCGCGGCCACGAAAUUCCACGAACCGCGCUCAGUACGUAUCGGCCGGUCGCGACGACGAGAUAAAGAGUAGCAAAAUAGCGCCCUAGGUGCCAGUGCAGAAGAGCGCGGAAUAGCCUCCACCCCCCUUCCCUAGGCGGUACAAAACAGUGUGGGUGGGUGGCGGACUGGGGUCCUACGGGAUUCUGGAUUUAAGGAAGCUCUAGGGAGCGCUCAAGCGCCAUCGUUACCACAGUUCGACGCAGUUUUUUGUUCGAUUUUGUUUCGCGAUAACGUCCCUUAAACCUCCCAUUUCCCCCACCCCCUUCCCCCAAGUGUUACUACCGGUCACAGCAUGCAUGUGUGCACGUGCGAGAUGUGAUUGUGCGGGCGCGCGCACACAACCAAUUUGUGUAAUCGGAGGCGAAUGCUAAUUGGCCUGCUCCAAUCAGUGUGCUUGCCGUACGGAGUGUGGGAGCAGACACCAGUUUGCCAACUCGUGACGGCGCAGUGAUUGCAGCAUUUGACAGUGUCCAGCUCUAGCGCGCAGCAGUGCCGACAGUCCCGGCGGACCAAUGUGAUCUGGAAGCGCAGGGCUCCGAUCCAAAGUGCCAGCGUACGAAACGAACAAACAAUUCGUGGUGGUUGUUGUUUGUGCGCAAGCUUCUGCGCAAUGAGCGGCUGUCAACUGCGCCGUGUGUGUCGCAGCCGAACCAGCCGCCACUAAGCGAGGGUGUAUUGUAGAAGUAUGUGUGUAUGUGUGUAUUAAAAAAAAAAAAGCCGCCCCGUAAAAAGUGCACAGUGACGGCGGACAGGACCCGGGACCCGGGGGGUUUGCGUGCCCACAACAAUCAAACAACUCCUCCCCCGCAGUAGUGGUGUAGCGGUAGCAGACAGCAGCAGCAGCAGCAGCAGCAGCAGCAAUUGGAGCUGGUGCAGCAGCAGACAGCGAACCGCUCUUCUAUCAACAACAACAACAACAACAACAAAAACAGAGCCCGGUGGAUUAGCACGAUCAACAAGGAUGUCUCGUCGCAGUGCCGUCCGGGGCCUUCGACUGCUGGUCUGUUCGCUGUGUCUGCUCAGCUACCUGCACCCGGCCUCGGCAGAUGCUCCCGAACGCAGCAGUAACCGACGGCCAAUGCGCCGGGUGGACGCGGUGGCCACCGACCAGGUGGAGGACCGCACCAACGCGAUCGACCAGCCGCUCGACCAGGCCCUCCAGCUCAAGUACUACGACGUUGUCUCGGUCGACCUGGUGCACCGGCUGCCGGCCGGCGCCGACCCCGCGCCCGACACGCUCACCCUAGUGGCGGCCGGUGCCGGCGAAGGUGCCGCCGACCCGGAGCAAACGUCCGACGCCAAGGUUGCCCCCCCGACCCCGACCAAGCCCGAGGCGGCCAAAACGCUCGCGGACCAGGUGGCCGAGGGCAAGUACGGCCUGAUCCACCGCGAGCUGUUCCAGCGGCGCCCCGAGCGGCUCGGCAUCCUCAACUACCGCCGCAACGAGGAGGUCCCGCUGGACGACGAGCGCAACUACGGCGGGCUCCGGCCGGACGAGAUCUGGCUCGCCGAGGACCACCUGCUCGUGCUCAAGGGCGGCUCGAUCCGGCACGGCAGCAACCGGUCCGGCGAGCCGGACGCGCCCGCCUGGCAGCCGAUCGACGACUACCGGGCGCCGGACCGCCAGGUCCAGAUCCCGGCGAACCCGGCCGUCCCGCCACCCUUUCCCGUGCAGCUGCGCGAGAACGGGCCGAUUGAGUUUAUCCGCGGUCGUCAGGUGCCGGCAUUUAAUCCGUUCACUAACGAGUCGGCCUUCCUCUUCACCAACAAAGCGUUCCCGGUCAUACGGCCGGAAGAUUUCGGCGGGCAGCAUAUUCUUGCCGGGCCGGCGGCGCACAAUGCUACUGGCCAGCACCGCCCGGCCGGGCUCCAGUAUCCGCCCCCGGUCAACCCGCCGCCCGUCAGCGACAACCGCACGUACUCGAACCCGUUCCUGAAGCUGCCCCCGCCGGCGCUGUACGCUGGGCCGCCGGCCGGCGGCUCGCUGGACGAGGCGCGCAACCGCACGGCCGGGCUGCCGCCGGGGCUGGACGAGGACGACCCCUCGCUCUACUACCCGCCGCCGUACACGUUCGAGUACCGGGGCAACUACACGAAUCCGGUCCCGCCGGGCCCGCUCGUGCCCGGCAUCAUACUGCCCCCGCCGCCCAACUUUUUCAUCCUGAAGCCUGCCGGCGGAAGCAAUGGGACCAGCGUGCGGCCGCCCACCACCACCACCACCACCACCACGGACCGGCCGAAGGCUACCAAACCACCGAAGCAGUACGUCAGCGUGCGGCCCCACCCAACGACCACGGUGGCACCACCACCACCACCACCACCCCCUUCGGUGAACAGUGUAGCGCCGGCGAAGAUUGUGCCGUCGCGCGUCGAAAUUCAAAAAGCCGUCCUCAAAACGUUCGUGCCCGUGCUGGAGGUGUACGGUGCGCCGCCGAAGCCCGCCAAACCGGCCGCGAAGCGACCGCGCCCGAAACCGACCGUCGCCAGCGUCGCUACCGCCACGCCCGCCCAAACGCCGUCCACCAAGCUGCACAAGAUUCCGCCCGAGCAGCCGACCGCCGGCCAGCGGCAGCCGGUGUACGCCGAGUACUUUGACGUGCGCACCUCCACGGCCAGACCGCCGGUGGGCUGGGGCGACGUGGGCGUGCCCGCCGGUACGCCCCAGCUGCCCCGCACCUACCUCCCGGUGGGCAAGGUGGAGCAGGCCCGCCCGGUUGCGACGGGCGCCCCGCCCGACUACGGCUACGGCUACAGCCCGAUCGAGCAGUUCCAUCGCGAGGUGCAGACGAUCCGCCAGACGCUCCAGAUCUACGAGAAGGCGAACAGGCUGUCGGGCAAGGGGGGCAGGACGUCGAAGGCGCACCACCACCACCAGCAGCAGCAGCAGCACCCCCAGCCGUCCCUUGCCAAUCUGUCGCUGUCGUUCGAUGGGAACGUGUACCGGACGCUGUUCCCGGAGGAGGUGGUGCUGCCACCGCAGCAGCUCCCAAGUGGGCCCUCCUAUCACCGCCCGCAGCACCACCACCAGCCGCAGCCGUACAAACCGGCCUACGAGCCCGCGUACGUGUAUCGCCCCGCCGCCAACAGCGUCCUGCCGCCGGUCGACCUGCCGACCGGCUACUACGUCACCAGCACCGAUUACGGCCGGCACGGCGCGGGCUACGCGGAUGCGGCCGCCCAAUCGCACCCACAGUACUACCAGCCGACUGCCCCACCACCGCCUCCACCGCCCCAGCCCGACCUGUCCUACAUUGCGCCCGUCAUACUGAACAAUGGCGCGAGCGGGUACAACCGCCGCCCCGACUUUGACCCCUCCACCACCACCACCAAGUCCUACCUCAUCCUGGACCAUCGGCUCCAGCGGCCCCAGCCGCCGACCCAGCCGCCCCUGUCGCCCUACCUGUACCGCAGCGGCGGCGGCGGCGGCGUCCCAACCGGUGACGGGCAGCAGGGGGUGACGGGCCCGGCGCGCAACCGGUACCUCGAGGGGGACAUACUGGUGAACUACAAGCAUCCGCUGCCGGUGCUCAACCCGGACAGCGAGUUCCUGCCCUACCAUCACCGGCUGAAGGUGCGCAAGCGGCAGAAUGUGCGCGGGGCGGGCGAGCAGAAGCCGCGCUACCAUGGCCAGCCGCUCUACAACCACCGGUAGAGGCUCGCGUGGAGCAAGGAGGCGUACGAGGUGGACGUGGCCGAAAGGAUGCUUGCUUGGGGCGCACUCGCACUCUCUUAGCCGCGCUGUCGGGAUGAAUUUGAGUGCUUGCGUGCGUGUGUGUGUUUGCGUAUGUGUGUGUGUGUGAGAGUGUGUUUGUGUAUAUAUAGCGGAUAUAUAAUGGCUUGUUUGUGCGUGUAGCGCACCGAAACACGCGCAAAUGCGGGGGGGGGGGGGGGCAAAUACUCAAUGUGUAAUUAUUAUCUGUUUCUCUUUCUUCAUGCAACACUACACUUUCUUUCGUUUGUAUUGUUGAGCCGCUUUCAGCUGUCGUACUUUUUUUUUUGUUGUUGUUGGGGUGGGAAGCAAUGGCAAGCGCCCUUUUACCGGUUCCCCUCCGGUGGUCAUAGUAGCGUUAGAGAGAGAGAGAGAGUGGAUGGAGGGGGAGCAGCCGGAAUCUGGUGCGGUUGCGCAGGUUAAGGUCUCUGCCAUAGACUGUAAACGAAAAUCGCUAAAUAAAGCUAAUAAAUCACGAUACAGAACAAAACAACGCAAAAGGUUCAUAUGAGCGCUUUGGAGAACUGUACCCUGUGUCAUAUACCCGAUCCGAUUGCCAUUUUAUGUCGCACAGUUUGUUAUCCGUUUCUGCUUUAUUGUUUGUUUUUGUUUGAAAUGAAUACAAUCCUAUGUUCCUGAUAUCCCGCCGUGUGUGGGGUGUGCGUCUGGUGUAGGGGUUGGAGCUUGGAACUCGUUCGGAAUAACGCUGAAAGUGCUAUCCGGCGAGGCUCAAAAUGUUCGGAGUCCGCUGGAGAAGCAUCCAGAGCCGUUCGGUGUGAUUGGGAGCCGCUCGGAACCACUGCGGAACCUGCGGAACCCUUCAGAAGUCAUCCCUCAGAGCUGUCGCUCAGAGUCUCGUGUAACCUUCUCUGGCGAUUCGGUGCCAAAUCUAAGCGAUAUGCAGUUGCUCGGAACUUUGUUUGGAAUUGUGGGAGUUGCUCGGAGUCGCCGCAACCAUUGGAGUUUGACUCGUCGGAGUGGUCCGGAGAUGUUGAGAGCGUUCAGAAUGGUUCAGAAUCAUUUGGUAUCAUCUGGGAGUACAUCGAAUUAUCGAAUAUAAAAAAAAAAAACAAUAUUUGCUUUUUGCUGAAAUGUUCUUUAAACCUCCACUAAAAUGCCCAGUUUCAAAGCUUUCGGGACAUUGAGUGCUCUAGAGCUGAUUAUUUCUGAUUCAGAUUCAUGUUUUGGAAUCAAUCUUACAAAUGCAUCACUGAAUCUGCAUUUCAAAAUGUGUAUCCUCAUGCAUCCUUAACGAUUUGUAAAUUUCUAAACAUGCCUUUGGGUCCUUCCAAAUUUGGGUCCUUCCAAAACAGUUCAAAAAUAAGCUUUCUUACAGCAACAUACAUGUAUGUACGCUCUGCGUAUUUAAGUAUACACAAAACUGUAACAUGUAAACAUAUUGUAUCACUACCAGUGUGAUGAUCAACCGCACAGAACGAGUCUACGAAUGGUUCCAAUGGCUCAGCCGAUUCACAAGGUUCUCGAAAGGCUCUUACGUUCCCGAAAGAUCCAGACUAGGGAUGGAAAUUACUAUACUGUAAUUAGGUAACAUAAUUAGUUACUACAUGAAAUAAAAUAAUAGUACUACUGA
This is a messenger RNA of Anopheles coluzzii, 5377 nucleotides long. RefSeq lists its product as uncharacterized. The record is from RefSeq and is a predicted model, not a curated record. The transcript has 4 exons. The coding region runs from base 1039 to 3729 and encodes 896 amino acids. Lineage: Eukaryota; Metazoa; Arthropoda; Insecta; Diptera; Culicidae.